Aspergillus terreus NIH2624 is the source of this 2310-nucleotide messenger RNA. RefSeq names its product glycoside hydrolase family 71 protein. The coding region runs from base 1 to 2310 and encodes 769 amino acids. The record is from RefSeq and is a predicted model, not a curated record. NCBI's taxonomy places the organism in Eukaryota, Fungi, Ascomycota, Eurotiomycetes, Eurotiales, Aspergillaceae. Gene Ontology annotation, molecular function: glucan endo-1,3-alpha-glucosidase activity. The transcript has 5 exons. Gene Ontology annotation, biological process: mating projection tip cell wall disassembly.
AUGAUCUGGUCGCUCCUGCUGACCCUGCUUCUGGUGGGGUCUAGUCAUGGGAAAGCAGUGUUUGCCCACUUCAUGGUAUUUCUGUCCCUCGAUAUCAAGGACGACAUCUCCAAAUCGCAAGAGGCUCAUAUUGAUGCCUUUGCGCUCAACAUUGCAAAUGGCGAUCCGAUCAACAAGGAGUCGCUUCCAAGGUUCUUCGAUCAGGCCGAUGCACUCGGCUUUCACUUAUUCUUCUCUUUUGACUACGCCGGGAAUGGCCCUUGGUCAAUGAACGAUGUGAUCAACUUGAUCAGCACCUACAGUGGUAGGGACUCGUACUACCGCCACCAGGGAAAGCCCCUCGUGUCGACCCUUGAAGGACCGGGCAGCUCAGAUGACUGGCUCGCCAUCAAGCAGCGGACUGGCUGCUUCUUUAUCCCCGACUGGUCGUCUCUUGGAGCCAAACCGGCCCUGCAACUGGGCACAGCAGAUGGUCUUUUCAAUUGGGCUGCCUGGCCAUGGGGCCCGCAGGAGAUGAACACCUAUGUCGAUGCCUCGUACAUUGAAUAUCUCGAUGGCCUUCCCUAUAUGAUGCCUGCGGCGCCAUGGUUCUAUACCAACCUUCCUGGUUACAAUAAGAAUUGGCUUUGGCGUGGCGAUAACUUGUGGUACGACCGAUGGCAAGAAAUCUUAUUUGUGAAGCCAGAUUUCGUGGAAAUUAUCUCGUGGAACGACUACGGCGAGUCGCACUAUAUCGGCCCCUUACGAGAGCACGCCAUGGAGGCCUUCAAUAUUGGCCGAGCUCCAUACAACUACGCCACUAACAUGCCUCAUGACGGCUGGCGUCUGUUCCUACCCUUCUUGAUUGAUACGUACAAGUCUGGCACCGCUAAGGUCGACAAGGAAGGCUUGACUGUGUGGCAUCGACCACAGCCGGCGGCAGCCUGCAGUUCCGGUGGAACGUCUGGGAACACUGCCAGUCAGCUGCAGAUUGAGUUCCCCCCAACCGAGAUUGUUCAGGAUCAUAUCUUCUUCGCUCUGCUCGGCUCUCCCGCAACGGUUGCCGUCAGUGUUGGUGGUGUUGCCCUGCAGGCGAGCUGGACCUGGCAGCCCGAGGGCGACGUUGGAAUCUACCACGGCAGUGUCCCCUUUGGAUCCCACUUAGGAGACGUCGUUGUAACGCUUCAGCGAGACGGCAAGCAGAUUGUCCAAGUCCAGGGGAGCUCCAUCUCUACCGAUUGCGUGCAGAACCUGACGAACUGGAACGCCUGGGUUGGAAGCAGCAGGGGCAGCGAAAGCGUCAAUGUAAAGCCAGGCUUGAGCCUCUUCAAGCAAGAAUGCAUCAAUGGCACUGGUACCAACAACUUUGCCGGGCUGUGCGAGUUCGCCUGUUCAUACGGCUACUGUCCAAUCGGUGCCUGCUACUGCCAACAGCAGGGCGAGGCCAAGACGACGCCCAACGCUACCGGUCCGACGGGGUAUCCCGCCGACGGAAAGAGUGCCAGCUAUAGCGGCCUCUGCGCAUUCGACUGCCCGCUGGGAUAUUGCCCACAGGCAGCGUGUGGGACUAUUUCUGCCCCGCUAAGUACGCCAACUGUCUCGGAGUUCUUGCCGCCGGCUUGUAUUGCUGGCACCGGGGAGGGCAACCUAGCUGGUCUGUGUUCAUUCGCUUGCAACCUCGGUCACUGCCCUAUUGCCGUCUGUACGUGCACCGCGCACGGCGCGCUGCACACUCUCCUGGAGGCGACUGGUGACGUGGUUGUCGCUGCUCCUGGGCUGGACGAAGCCAUUUACAUAGACUUAUGCGCCUUCACUUGCAGCGGCUCCGGGGAUGUCUACAUUGACCCGAUCAUCUUCGCGGAACCUUCGCCCAUCGUGGAGUGCAUCCCGCCCUGCAACCUCAUCUUCCCAGAGCAGAUCCUGCCCACGCCAACUACCAUCUAUCUUUACCCGCUGACUACAUCGUUUACCGUUGGUGGCUCGAUCGUCACAACGACUCUCCACCCUAGCCCAAUCACCACGUUGACCAUCCAGUACUUCAACAUGCCCGUCCAUGCCGGGCAGACAAACCCCUUCUCUUUCUACAUGACGCCCAGCUACCUUCCGAGUCCGAUUGUGGUCAGCGCCGGGGAUGAGACCCGUACAGUCUUUCUCCCUCCUGCAACCGUGCAGUCCUACCGCGGCGACGAUGGACCGGGCCCCUUUUACAGCCUCAACUCGACUUAUUAUAUCGUCAACGACCAGACCUACACCUACUCAGAAGCGCAGUUCCCCUCCCUGAGUGAUCUUCCAACCCCAACCGUUUCCACUACGACGGUCUUCAGGGACUAA